Owenia fusiformis is the source of this 516-nucleotide messenger RNA. The record is from the annotation of a GenBank genome assembly. NCBI's taxonomy places the organism in Eukaryota, Metazoa, Annelida, Polychaeta, Sabellida, Oweniidae.
AAAGAUGAGGUUCUUGAACCCAUAAUGUUUUCAGUGUAUGAUCCAGCUCUAAACACAGAUGUGUUUACGAGACAACAGGUUCCACUGAAAGUCAACUAUGCUGUUACUUGUCACAAAACCCAAGCUUCAACCCUCCCUAAAGUGGUGGUUCACUGUGACAAUGUUAACAUGCCAGGACAACUAGGGGUUGCCAUAGGUCGGGUAAGGAGGAAGGAAGAUGUGAAAUUGGUUAACUUUCGACCAAACUGCAUUGUCCGUCAGCCAAUGCACGUUCUAAAUUUCAUAAGAACAGUGAAAGAACAGAAUGUUGAAGACACAUUGAAACGAGACUUAACAUGCUGCACUGGAAAAAAAUGGCAGACUGCAACAACAUCACACAGUAGCUUUGCUCAUCCCCCACCCAGUGACCCACCUACAACACCCCAUAGUACCCUGCCUCCUCUCCCACACAGUGCUACACUUGCAGCCACACACAGUGACAUACAUCCAUCCUCACACAGUGUCCCACCCACAGCC